CUCUUCCUCAUCUUCAAUCCGACCACGCGGUUGAUGUGGACGCAACGCGACAGGUCCCAGUCACACUAUGCCCUCCAUGUUACCAAGUGAUGACGCCGCAGAAUCAUUAGACUUGGUGCCAGAUGGCACGAUCCUCUCGCCAAGUCCAGUCAUGUCCAUCUCAGUUGAGGGAAAAGGUCAACGAGCAGGCUCCUUAUCAUGCAAGACUUGCGGGAAGGUGUAUGCGCGACCCGACCAUCUAGUGCGCCAUCAACGUUCUCAUUCCCAGACGAAACCUUUUUCUUGCAGAGUGUGCGGCAAAGGUUUUGCCAGAGCUGACGUGCUGAAGCGCCAUGUUGCCAACCAUGAGGAAUCCGCCGACCCAUUAGCAAAGCGACGACGAAAAUCGAUAUUCAACGGACGAUGUCGUGUCGCAAAGGCAUGUAGCGCCUGCGCAGCGGCAAAGUUAAAGUGCGAAGAGGAGAAACCCUGCCGGCGUUGUCAGCAGAAACAACUGUCCUGCCUUUACACGGAUUCCACUGCACCUAUUGAUGAUGGCACUGGUCAAGUGCAAGCGCCGCCGGCUGAGCAAAUAAUGACUCAAGAAGGAGCGUUUCCCGACUUUCAAUUUCAUAUGCCUGAUUCAUCUGGAGCACCAGCUUUUAUGAUAUCUGACGAUGGGCGGACCAACACAAGCUCUAACCUUGGGUCGAAGCCUCCUCUCACUGCCACAUCAGAGCAGAAGGCGCAAACCCCCGAUCUAGCGUCACACAACGGAAGCCACGACGAUUCACAAGCCUUCAAUUUGGGUACCGAUUUCUCCUAUGAUUUCGACGAGUCGUCGCUCGCGUAUUUUCUGAAUGAUAUCAUGCUUCCGGUGACUCCUGUUCCCGAUGCCCAGCAUCUGCUGAACGAACAACAUUACCUCCCGCGCACACCUCGGGAUUUCCUAGACUUUGGAAUCAAUCUGGAAAAUAUUCCGGAGCUGGACAUUUUGCUUGGGACACAACACGCCGACGCAAUACCUUCAGCGAGCAACAGACCCUUAAAUCCACUUCCAGGUUCAGGCACUAGAACCCCGAUUUUUGGGGACGGAGUAUCCUCAGGAAACGCCGCGUUCAUGCGAUCAGUUUGGAUGUGGACACCCACCAAUCAGAAUUAUGGCGGCGAGGACAAUCUCAAUCUUUCCCUGCCGUAUGCCGAUAUGGAAAGUCCUGAAACUCAGGCCGUGGCAGAUGAUCGACUGUCCAACCACUUCCUCGACAACACCGGGCGGGAUAAAAUUCUUGUCUGUGUGCUAACGACCUGCGACUCCUCACUCUAUACAGCCAUUGCGUCGUCCUUUCCGAGCGCCCAGCUCCUGAACAAGCUUUUACAUUUCUACAUGACAAUCCAUCUGAAUCAAGUGGACGCCUGGUUGCAUUUGCCCACCUUGGAUCUGGGCGAGUCAUUUGAGCUUGCCGCAGUCAUGGUUGCUGCUGGGGCUGUCCUAUGCUCCGUGUCAUCGAUACGAAAGCUCGGCUUCGCGUUACAAGAAGCAUGUCGAAAUUUUCUUGCCGAAAAGAUUGAGAAAGAUAAUAGAUACAUUCGAGAUCUUACAACCCUUCAAGCGUUCGCACUACAACUUCAAAUAGGUCUCUGGAGUGGAGACAAGCGCAAGAUGGAACUUGCUGAAAGUUUUGCUCAACCUCUGAUCACUAUGGUCAGAAGGGCGGGUCGGCUUGGACGCCCUAAAGGGCAGCCAUCUCAUCCUACUCAUCAAGACACCCCAGAUACGUUGGAACUGAAAUGGAAGCAAUGGGUCUAUGCCGAGUCAUACAAAAGGCUUGUCUGUCAUAUUCUCAUUCAUGCCAACCAGGCUUCUAUGGCUUACCAAGUUCCACCACUUUUAUCAGCAUCCGAAAUUUCUUUCGGUUUUCCGGCCUCAAAGGAGCUAUGGGGUGCGAGUACUGCGGAAGAAUGGAGGGAUGUCUAUCUCCAACACAAACUCGAUCCUCAAGAGAAAAACGUGGCCAUUUGCCAAGGCAUCAGCAAUGUGGCAGAGCUCAAAAACCAACCAAACAUCGACCUCGCUUUCGCUGCUUGCAUCGUCACCUACAGCAUUUGGGCCGUAGCCUACAGCGUUCUUCAGCUAAACGCGCUCAUACGAUCGCCGUCUUCUGGUCUCAACCAUGGAGGUCUCUUCUUGAGCAACACUCAUGAGCCCGGGGCCGUGCAUCUGAUAGAACAACUAGUCCUGAUCCUUUCUGAUUGGAACGGGAUAUUUCGGCCAGAAAUGGUGCUUGUCUCCGAAAGGACACUUCUCAAUCUCCACGUGUCCUUUGAGCAAGUGCAGUUGUUCGCCGGCAAAGAAGGUGAGGAGGAAGCGCGCCGCGCAUUCCCAUUCUUGCAGCAGUGGGCCAAGAGCAGCGAAUCUCGCAAAGCCAUAUGGCAUGCGGGCCAGAUUCUCAAAGCUGCGAGAAUGUGUCAUGCUCAGGCACUUCACGACUUCGGUUCGAUCUGCCUAUACCACGCUGGUCUUACGUUUUGGGCUUACGCCGUUGUUCGUGCGGCUCUUCCAACUAAGAAUCAGACCCAGACACAGUCAUCGAGCGCUCACAUGACCGCAAAUGAUGCAAUUCAAAUCUGGCUAGAUGGAGACGAUUCUCCUGCGGUCCAGCGAUUCAUAAGUCUCGGCCGCGGCACUCCGGUCGUACGUAACGGCAUUGAAAGCUUGAAUGGAACGGUAACUUUGAGUAACCCAAAGGGACUGAUGGAGCUGUGCAUCAAUGUGUUGAAGAAGAACCGAAAUGGCGGCGACAACGGAACUUCUUUGCCUCUGAUUGAAAAUCUGAGCCAGUUGAUGCAUGACCUGGGUAACGCUGCGCAUGGGGUAUUGUCCGGACAGUUGAGACGUUACAGGGGACACCAGCCAGGAACGCAAGAAGAUUCGGCGUAAAUACAUCACGAGGACCUGCAUGCUCCUGAAAAGCAUGCAUAAAUGGGAGACUUCC
This is a messenger RNA of Exophiala xenobiotica, 2972 nucleotides long. RefSeq lists its product as uncharacterized. NCBI's taxonomy places the organism in Eukaryota, Fungi, Ascomycota, Eurotiomycetes, Chaetothyriales, Herpotrichiellaceae. The coding region runs from base 68 to 2917 and encodes 949 amino acids. Gene Ontology annotation, biological process: regulation of DNA-templated transcription; DNA-templated transcription. The transcript has 7 exons. The record is from RefSeq and is a predicted model, not a curated record. Gene Ontology annotation, molecular function: DNA binding; zinc ion binding; DNA-binding transcription factor activity, RNA polymerase II-specific.